UUGUUACUUCGUUACUAGUUGCUAAUAGCAACGUUGUUUCUGUACAUCUUUGUGAAGAGACGUGUGGUACAUCUUUCGGAGAUGUUUUAGAAUUUCUUUGAAUUAAAACUCAACACGCAAAGGAAGUUCUUUCUCAAACGUGGAAAAUGGCGGGGGAAAAGGGUAAAGCAGCUGGUAAGACACCAGCGAAAGCGGCCUCCGAAGUAUCGAGGAAGGAACCAAAAGACAAGACCAAGAAUCCGAUGCGCGAAGUUCGCAUCAGGAAAUUGUGCCUAAACAUUUGCGUCGGUGAAUCUGGUGACAGAUUAACAAGAGCAGCGAAGGUGUUGGAACAGCUCACAGGCCAACAACCUGUUUUUUCUAAGGCGAGGUACACUGUAAGGUCGUUUGGUAUUAGACGUAAUGAGAAGAUUGCUGUACAUUGUACAGUGAGAGGCGCCAAAGCAGAAGAGAUCCUAGAACGAGGGUUGAAGGUUCGAGAAUAUGAAUUACGAAAAGACAACUUCUCUGACACUGGUAACUUUGGUUUUGGAAUUCAAGAACACAUUGACUUGGGAAUAAAAUAUGAUCCCAGUAUUGGGAUUUAUGGUUUGGACUUCUAUGUUGUGCUUGGACGACCAGGGUUCAAUGUAGCACACAGGAGAAGGAAAACUGGUGUGGUUGGUUUCCAGCACAGGCUUACAAAAGAAGAUGCAAUGAAGUGGUUCCAGCAAAAGUAUGAUGGUAUUAUUCUUGCUGGGAAGAAGAAUUAAGAAGUUUGAAAUUUGUAUGACCCAAUUAAAAUAAAGUAUUUAAAAUAAAAACUAUUUUUCCAUUA
Molecule: messenger RNA, 817 nt
Organism: Schistocerca americana (American grasshopper)
Lineage: Eukaryota; Metazoa; Arthropoda; Insecta; Orthoptera; Acrididae
Gene: RpL11
Product: 60S ribosomal protein L11
Exons: 6
Coding region: 147-752 (201 amino acids)
Biological process (GO): translation
Cellular component (GO): cytosolic large ribosomal subunit; ribosome
Molecular function (GO): structural constituent of ribosome; RNA binding
Source: RefSeq, a predicted model, not a curated record